Messenger RNA from Penicillium maclennaniae, 5886 nucleotides. It is a transcript of the gene lah, whose product is annotated as involucrin repeat protein. The coding region runs from base 1 to 5886 and encodes 1961 amino acids. The transcript has 4 exons. The record is from RefSeq and is a predicted model, not a curated record. Lineage: Eukaryota; Fungi; Ascomycota; Eurotiomycetes; Eurotiales; Aspergillaceae.
AUGUUCAAGGCCCUCAUGGGCGGGGUCCGGUCGUCCUCGGACGUCCGCAGCACUACCAGUUCCAGCUCAAAGAGCCGUCGCAAGACCGAUUCCAAGUCUUCACAUAGCCGCAAAUCUUCACGGGGUGACGACCGUGACCGCGGCUUGGGUGACUUGUCGGCCUACGAGCCCUCGGCUUCGAGCAGCAGGCGCGGACCCGCGAGUGUGGCCGGCGAGUCCGUCGCAUCCACCUAUGUGACGGCCGAGCCCGACCCAAUCGACCCCUACACUGCCAUCGUUGAGCGAACACCAAAGCGCAGAGAUAGCGACCGGGAUAGUGUUCGGUCUCGCCGCCGCGAACGAGACCGAUCGGAGAGCCGAGAUCGCGACAAGAGGAAGAGCCGUCGAAGUACCGCAGACGAGCUUGAUGAUGACUGGGAACGUGAGCGCGGCGAGCGCGACCGUCGCGAGCGCAGGCGCACGCAGUCUGGAGAUCACUACAUGCCGCCCGUCUCCACCUCCAUGCCGCCCAGUGCUCCAGGCGCCCAGUUUGCCGCCGACAUUGCGGCCCCGGGCUUUUCGCAAUUCCCUAUGCAGUACGAUAAUUCGAUAGCACCGAAUUUUUCCCCGCCUCACACUUCGGCGCCAUCCCUUUAUGAUCCCCACGUGCCACAACAGUUCCCUGGUCAGUUCCCUACUGGUACCGCGGAGCCUUACCUACCUUACCAUCCUGCCGGGGCCGCGGCGGACUACUACGGAGACCAAGGCCAAUCUGUUUCAGAGCAACCGGGUGUGCGACCGCAAAAGCCACUCGUGAACAGCCAGGAACAUCUGAUGGCGGCAUCGCCGUCGGUCAACCCCCCUCCCGAGCCGAGUAGUCUUGGUCAGAUUGGUGCGGCAGCCGCGUACUUUGACGAUGCGACACCCAUUCAUUCGGCCAGUAACCCGCCAUCUGGGUCAUCUUCCAAGCCCCCAAAGCCUGGGAAGACCAGCAAGCCUCGCAUUAUUCAUCGACAAACGAAUAUCAAUCGCAUUCAUACUCACAAGGAGCUGUCCCCAGUUCUAGCAAGCCUCCAGCAGCCAACAGGCCUUCCGGCUCAAACAAGCCCCCCUAGUUCAAGCAAACCUCCUCAUUAUUAUGGUGUUGGUACUGGCAUUGGUGUUGCAGCAGCUGGCGCAGCGGCGGGCUACAUGCUCAGCCAUCAUGAUCACCAUGAUCACCAUGAUCACCCCGAGAACCCUGCGCAACACCCGCAUUACAACGUCCAGAAUUACGAAGAAUCAUCCCAAUUUGGUUUGCCGCCCUAUGCAUCUGGUAGCAAUAACGUGACGACCGCCAAUGGAGAUGCAGGCUAUGCGGGGCCAACCUACGCGCAGCACGUUGCUCAUCAUGGCCCUGGCUACUACCCACAGGCAGUGGGAGCCGGUGCUCUCGCUAUGCAGCACCGCCAGCGUGGUCCUCUGACCAAGUUCGUGGACUUCUGGCGUGAUCCAGAGGGUGUUGGCCGAUUUGAAGAUUAUACCGAGACUAUCGGCGUGUGCAGGUAUUGCUUUGACCCUCAAAGCACCUCCCUCAACGCGCCCCGCAAGCAUAAUUACCAUGCGCGCCGUCAUUCCUCCGACCGAUACAGCAGUAGUAGCAACUCGAGGGUGAACAAGCUCAGUCGAUACCAUUCGUCAGAAGACGAGAGAGGUCGGCGCAAGAAGUCCAAAAAGUCGUCGUCGUGGCUUCCGGGUGUGCUUACUGGCUAUGCCGCGAAGUCCAUAUUUGCUGGCAAAGACUUUGAUGACUCUUACAGUGUCCGCUCAGGCCGGCCCUCUGGAGAGCGUACAUCGUCCCACGAUGAGACGACGAGCUAUACCUCGCGUGGGCUUGUUCGUCGCUCUAGACGAAACUCGCCACGAGAAUAUUAUUAUGAGGACAAGCACUCUCAACGCAAUCGCUCCCAAUCUUCCUCUCGAUCUCGCCAUUCAUCGUUCAUGAAGGAGGCAGCCUUAGGCGCGGCAGUGGGUGGAGCCGCGCUAGCAGUCUCGAAGCAACAACGAGACCGAAGUCGAUCUACCUCACGGGUUCAACGCCGGAAGGAUUCUUCAUCUAGCUCAUCAUUUGUUGAUGUAUCCCGGCCCGCUGCCAAGUCCGUUGGAGGGUUUACCUCCUUCUUUACUUCUUCCUCCGAGAACCGCAGGAAUACACGUGCCAAGCGGUCAAAGAGCUUCUUCUCAUUCCGCAGUUCAUCUUCAUCCUCGCUUGACAAUGAUCUCGCCUUUGGCGACGGGUUUUCCAAGAAGCCUCCUAAUAAAUUGAAGAAGCAGAGAAAGGGCAAGAAGCCAGAAGAUGUGGAUGCAGCGCUUCUGGGCCUGGGCGCCACAGCGACUGCUCUUGCUGCUGCAAAUUCUCAUGGUCGCAGUCGGAGCACAGGUCAGAUUCUUACCGCCAGAGAAUCCCGAUCUCGUCACUCUGAUUAUGGUACCUCUGCCAACGAAGACGACGAAUGGAUAGAUGCCGACUCGGAUGACCAUUCUUCCUCUAGUGCCAACUCCGCUCUCGCCUUCGGUGCUAGUAGUAGUAAUUCCAGCUCCGAAUCCAGCAGCGGAGGAUGGGGCUGGGGCUGGGGCAAGAAGAAGCAAAAGAAGAAGGACAAGAAGACCUCUAAUGGGAAGGCUGCUCUGGCCGCUGGCGCUGGUGCUCUUGGAGGUGCGGCUUUGGCCUCGGUGGCCCGCCGCCGCGAUAGCCGUCCUUCAAGUAGCGCUGGCAGUCUUCAACAAGUCUACCCUGUUCCCACAUCAGAUCCCGGCCGCUUCGAUGUUGGCAGGGCAACUCCUGACCCGGCAGCAGUUCCUCCCAUAUUUGCCAACGAAUUUGACCGCAAUGGACAUCCACACCAAGCAUCUCGUGACGCGUCCUGGAACCCCGGCAGCGUUAGUUAUCCUGAGCGUCGCCAACCGCGCCGAAGCAACUCCUCUCCUGUAUUCCCCAUUCAGGAGAGCUCUGUCUUUAGUCAAAAACGCCGGUCUACUAUCAAGGACCAGGCUUCCGUGUCGUUCAACCUGACGGAGGAGCAGGCAGAACGCGAGCGUCGUCUCAGUCUUACACGUCGUCAGAGGGAGUCUCGUGAGGACUUCAGGGAUGAUCAUGUCCAGUUAAUUGAUCGCGAAGAAGAAUCGGCUCGACUGGAGUCCGAACGUCGUGAUCGAGAGGAACGCGAACGUAAGGAACUCGAACGCGAAGUCGAACGCGAACGGAAACGAGAACGGGAACGGGAAUGGGAACGGGAACGGGCAGAACGUGAACAUGAACGCGAAGUGGAUCGGGAACGAGAAGAACGUGAGCGUGAGCGCACACGGGAACGUCGUCGCAAGGAAAGAGAUGAUGAGAAGCGGCGAAGCGAUAGCGACAAGGAGAAGGAUCCUUCCAAAUGGGUCGAAGCUGCCGCCAUCGGGGCUAUUGGUGCUGCCGCUGCCACCUCUAUCAUCUCCCAUAAGAGCAAGAAAGACGAGGAAGAUGCGUCUGAAGCCAGCUCAAGACGCCGUGAACGACGUCGUGCCGAGCGCCGGGCCGAAUCUUCCAUCGUCUCGAAAUCCGAUGUCUCGGUGCCAGUCGAGGCCCCUGAGCCGCCUGUGGACUACACGGACUACCGCGAGGAAUCCCAUCCUCGCCGCAGCCCUCGUCCGGCCCAGGUAUACGACGACUACGCCGAGUUCUUUGCGCCCGAAGAAGUUCGGCACAGCCCCAAUGAGCAAUCCCGCCGGCGCGGCUCUGACGAGUCCGGCGACAAACCUGAAAUCAUCGAGGUUGUUCCCGCAAGUGAACGCGAGAAGGAAGAGGCGAAGGACGAACCAACUGAUCUCCCCCAGUUUGGUCCUGAGCCUUACGAAGAUCGCGAACAUCUCCCGUGGCCGGUUCCAAGACUUAACUACAUUGAACCUACUCCUCCUCACAGUAUUAAUGGGUCUGUUCGCGGUGCCGCUUCACCUGUUAUAGCGCCUGUUCAGAAGGGCCGGGAUGAAUCCUCGGAGGUUGUCCGUGAAGAGCGCCGAGAGGAACACCGCAAAGAACCUCGCUCAGAGCCCUGGGAAGCUCCCCAAGAGUCACCCAAACGUGAACGCUCUACAACCGGGUCCCGCGUGUCAUGGGGACCUCAUUCAACUCAUGAAUACGAUGUCCCCUCAUCCUCUGAACCCGAGUUCUCUCCCACUCCUGACGAUUUCCAAGAUAUCAGCAUCGACUUCCCUGAGAAAGAAAAGUCCAAGGACCUCCCCAAGUCAAAGGAGACUAGCAAUCCUGACUUUGGUGACGACAUCGAGUUUGCCGCCACAGUUGCUGCCGCAACCGAAGCGGCUGGAUUUGAUCCCUCCUUUGUGAUUGACGACCCAAAGUAUCACAAGCGUACUUCUCCUCCCGGAUCAGAAGAUGAAGGAACAUUUUCUCCAACGUCCAAGUGGACCCCGGUACCCGAACAACCCCAUGGCUUCAUUGAGGGCGAGAUCGAGAGCCCUGAUGUCUCCAAGUCCAAGGAUGAUGUACCCAAGCAAUUUAUUGACAAGGAUUCAUUCUACGCUGAGCCCGAGUCGUUCUGCAAAGAAAAUGAUUCCUCGAAACGUCGAGAGGUCUCCAUCGCCCAGGAGGUCAUUGAGCAGCUCAAUGGAAAGCACGGCAUGCCUAGCUCUCCCGAGAAUGACGUGCUCUCCAUGCCUGGUGGCUUUGAUAAUUUCAACGACUCACGAGAGGUCGAACCCUACGACGACCGCUCUGUCUUCUCCGCUCCUCCUGUGAGGGCAUCCGAGAGCAAGACCAAGUCGAAGAAGUCUCGUCGUAGCGGAAAUGAUGUUGACUUCGCUCGUGAUUUGCCUCGCGAGUCGUCUCAUAAUGUCCCCCGCGACUUCCCUGUUGAUGCUGUCUCGCCCGCCGCUGAGGACCAUGAAAUCGAUGACAAGGAAGAAAAGCCACAAAAGCGUCGCUCAAAGGAGGAAAGUGAUGUCUUCGCCAUUGACGACGACGCCCGAUCCGCUAUCACUUCAAUUGAAGAUGUUGAGAAGUCUGAGCGCCGCAAACAUCGUUCCUCCAGAUCGCGAGACUUAGACGAUGCUGCUUCUGUUGCAUCUUCUCCCGCCAAGUUUGAUGAUUCCAAGGGCCCUAUCACUCCACUUGAGGACACUGAGCAAUCUGAGCGCCGGAAACAUCGCUCCUCCAGAUCGCGUGAAUUUGAGGAUACUGCAUCCGCUAGAACCACUCUUGAGGAUGACGAAAAGUCUGAGCGUCGUAAGCAUCGUUCUUCCAGAUCUUCUCGGGAAACAUCUCCCAGCACUCCGCUCGAUGAUGACGGAAAGUCCGAGCGCCGAAGACAUCGGUCCAGGUCGUCCCGAGAUUUCGAUGAUGCUGCAUCCGCUAUAACUAAUGCAGAUGAUGACGAGAAAUCUGAGCGUCGCAAGCAUCGUCGCGCCAAGCGGGACAGUGAUACGUUCUCGGCGGUAGACGAUGAAGCCAGGUCUGCGAUCACUUCAAUUGAUGAUGUCGAAAACAAGGAUGAUAAGGAGCUGAAGGAAAAGAGCUCUUCUGGUGGUUUAUUCAGGAGUCUCUUUGGCUCGCGUGUCUCAGAACCAGCUCGCUCCCGGUCUAACUCCCGCUCUUCCUCUGUGGACAAGCGUCCCUCACGAGAGGCCGUGUCCGAGGCUGGAGUUGAUGAUGAAAGGCGCCGCCGCAAGAAGAAGCAUCGCAGCUCCAGUGGAGGAGACAGUCUGCGUGAUGAUGGAUCAGACAAGGAAUCCGUCCGCAGUAUGCGCAGUUCUCGCAGUGAUGCAAACCUGGAGGAGUACAGAUCCAGCAGACAGAAGAAGGAAGAGCGACGCCGACACAAGUACGAGGAUAUUGUCGAUUCGGGAAGACGUGGGGAAUCUGAGAAGGUAUAA